AUGGAUGAAAACGAACCACCGUGCGCUUCACCGGCGCCGCUGCGUAAUCCGCCGCCGUCGUCGUUACUAACCGACAUAUCGAAUUACAAAACACCGCGUCGUUCUUCAGUUUUAAAUUCCAAUUACGUUAACUCUCCGUAUCCACAAUUCUUCACCGCAUCGAAAAAAACCCCAAAAACUUCUUCGUCUUCUUCUAAUUUCCGUCGUCCUUCAAUCGUUCCCUCUCACAUGUCUCGUUCCAAACUCGCACCUUCUUCUUCGAGGCGGCUCAGGGCAUUCGAACUUCAGCAAUCGCAAUCUUCUCGUAAAGCUGAGUUAAAGAAAGAGAAGUCUCUUAGAUCUCUUGCUAAAUCGCUUACUGUGUGGCUCAAUUUCUUGUUCGAAAACCCUAGAUUUUGCGGUUGCGAUCCGUUCGAGAAUGAUUCCGGUGUUAGUAGCGUUGGAGGAGUUUCGCGUAAGGCGAAGAGAGAUAGUGGUGAGGCUUUAGGAGAGAGUAAAUCUGUAGGAGUUGAUACAAUUUGGAGAAGCCCUAAAAGAUUGCGGGAUUUAGGUUGGUGUGGUGAGAAAAAAUCAGAAAUUGGUUCUUCUAAGUAUUCAACGCUUAAGGAAUCUCUAAGAGAUGUGUGUAGUUUAGACGAUUUGAAGCAAAGAAUGCAAUUUCAUUUGAGUUUAGGAAGUUGCAAAGAGAUUUUCGAUGUGAUGAAUCGUGUUGCUAAGAAUAUCGAUGAAGGGAGGAUAAAAAUGAAACCACAAUGUCCUCUUGUAACUGAUUUUGGAUUGAAGGAGAAAGCUAUCAAGGCAUUGAUGUGUUACAACCAAGUUUGGCUUCGUUUAGGAUUAUAUAUCAUUUUCGGCGGCGAUUCGUUUUUGUCUGAUACUGAAGUUAACUCUGAUCAAGAAGUUGCAUUCUUGAAGAUGGUGAUUAACAAGCAGUUCUUUUCGCAUGAUGGUCUUGCUAGAGCCUAUGCAUAUAACAAGAUGGUUGAGGGUUUAUAUAGACCAGGGUACUAUGAAGCCCUUGGAACCGUGAUUUUGAAGAGGAUUCUGUUGCUUGUCCUUGUUAUUGAUAGAGCUAAAUCACAAAGCUGCCUUUCGCUCAAGUAUGGGAUUGAUGGGAUAGAUGGUGGCUCACCCCUCAUGUUUUCAGAGAAAUCUAGCAUAAAGUCUAGCCAUCAACUUAUAACCGAAUUCUUGUCCUCUGAUGUAAUGCAUGGAGAAGGGAAUCUCCUCGCGCAUCUAGUGAUUAUAGGGUACAAAAUACCUUAUCAGCAGUCUCCUAUAGUUGAAUAUGAGUUUGGAGUGAGAGACUUGUUUGAUGACCUCCAAGAUGGUGUGCGGCUCUGCAGAGCCAUUCAACUACUUCUUCAUGAUUCGUCCAUUCUCACGAAAAUGAUAGUUCCAUCCGACAGUCGAAAAAAGAAUUUGGCCAAUUGUAGAAUUGCACUACAAUAUCUGAAGGAGGCUGGUGUUCCGUUGAAAGAUGACGAAGGAAUGAUGAUAACUGGAGAAGAUGUUGCAGACGGUGACAGAGAGCUCACUAUUUCACUGCUAUGGAACAUUUUUGUACAUUUGCAGCUGCCUCUUCUGAUCAAUGGAAGACUCUUGACUGAGGAAAUCUACAAAGUUCAGGGGCUGGAACAGGUUUCUUUACCGAGUAAUGAAAUUACUAUGUCUAGUCCUCUGGAAAUGCUCUUGAACUGGAUCCGGUCAAUUACCAGGAAGUACGACUUCAAGUUAGAAAACUAUGCAUCACUGGUAGAUGGAAAGGGGAUAUGGUUCUUGCUUGACUACUAUUUCCGUCGAGAAGUUUGCUGUCCUUGUCUCCACAAAGUGGAUCCUAGUGGUACACAAGGCCCUCAAUCGGUGAUGUCCAAUACAGAUUACAAUGAUGCAGUUCACAAUUUCGUUCUUUCGCAGAAGUUGACAGCACUUUUGGGAAGUUUUCCUGAGGUUCUACAGGUUGGUGACCUACUGGAACAUAAUGCCGUACUUAGCAACCAAAGUGUGAUUAUACUGUUGGCUUUCCUAUCCUCAAAGCUGAUUGUCAAGGAAAAUAUGGAGCAACUGAACUUUCAUAAGUUACUAUGCUCUAGCUGUCAAGCUCAGGAUAGGAGAUAUUCGCGCAUCAGUUGCAGCAACUCUGAAGCAUCUAGAAAUGAGGAACCAGAAAAAGAAAAUAGUGAAGAUGCUGCUAAAAAGUUCAAGGCUAUCAAAGCCUGGUGGCAGGACAUGGCUAACCAAAGCCAAAGUUCUGUUGGAAAAGCUACAAGCCAAACUCUGCAAGGCUCCUUGUCUAGCAAAUGCACUACGGGUACCCAGCGAGAAAAUGCAGCAAAUGUCAUACAAGCGAAUCUUAGGGGACUUCAUGCGCGCCGCAAAUUUAGAAAGAAGAUGAAUGCAAUCCGUUUCUUACAAGCUGCUGUCCGGACAUGGUUAUCAGUGAAACAUAUACAAGUUCUCGAUAAAUUAACUGUUGAGGAAGUUUCUUUGCAUUUAUCAGAAAGAUCGGCCAACUUGGAACCUGUUGCGAGAUAUGUCAAGUUCAUUGUUGAACGAAGUCGCUUCAUCAAGUUGAGGAAAUCUGUUUUGGUUAUUCAGAAAGCUGUAAGGAGGCACAAUCAAAACAAACUUCAUCAUGAGCUGAAAGCAGCACUCAAAAUUCAGCUAGCUUGGAAGAGUUAUAAAGAAAAAGUUAUCUCUUCUAUCAUCAUCCAAUCUUAUGUUCGUGGAUGGAUCACACGCAGAAUGAAUUCGACAUACAAGUUUUCCUCCGUACUCAUUCAAAGAUAUUGCCGUGGUUGGCUGGCGAGAAGGAAGUUUUAUCUUCAGAGAAAAGCAGCAAUAUGCAUUCAGAGUGCUAUCCGAAAAUUUAACUGCAUGAUGUCAUUUCAUCGUUAUAAGCAUGCAGCCACGGAGGUUCAGAGGCUCGUUAGAGGACAACUUGUUCGAAGCAGGCUUCAAGGAGCUUCUCAACAAUAUUCACAACUCGACGAAGGCGUUUCAAGAAUUCCUCAACACAGUUUUGAGAUGACAAAACUGCUACCUUCCAUCAUUAAACUGCAGCGUUGGUGGAGGUUUCACCAUUCACAGAAGGUGCAACGAAAAUCAGCAGUCUUAAUACAGAGGCAAAUUCGAGGUUUACUUGCCAGGCGAAGAACUUCAAUGGAAAGACAUUACAUUGUCAUGAUUCAAUCACACUGGAGAGGUUAUCUCACACGCAAAGCCUCAAAAGCUCAAGUUCUGGAACUGAGAGUAAGAAUGCAAACUUCUGCUGCAAACAUAGACGACAAGAAACGGUUGAUAAACAAGCUUCUAUCGGCACUCUCUGAGCUACUGAGCAUGAAAAAAGUCCACAACAUUCUUCACAUUUGUGAAAUUUUGGAUUCGGCAACAAAAUACUCUGACAAAUGCUGUGAAGAGCUUGUGGCAGCUGGAGCUAUAGACAAGUUGCUAACAUUGAUCCGGUCUGCAAGCCGAAGCAUACCUGAUCAAGAAGUUUCAAAACACGCACUUUCGACUUUGAGACACCUUGCUCGUUAUCCACAAAUGGCAGAUGAGCUAAUCGACACUAAAGGAUCUAUCCAGACAAUCUUCUGGGAACUUCUCAGGAACAAAGAAGAAGCGUAUUUCAUUGCGUCUGAUGUCCUUAAAAAGAUUUGCAACAACCAUAAAGGCGUAGAAGCAAUACGCAAGCUUCCUGCAUUGGUAAAACGGUUGCACGCUUUAGUUGAGGAGCUAUCUCGUAAAGCAAACUUCGAAAAAAGGAAUGUUAAGGGUCAGAGUGGAAGAGAAAAGAGUGAAAGAAGAUUAAAAGAAGCUAUUGAGCUUCUAAAGCUUAUAACCAGCAAAUGA
Messenger RNA from Arabis nemorensis, 3852 nucleotides. The record is from the annotation of a GenBank genome assembly. Lineage: Eukaryota; Viridiplantae; Streptophyta; Magnoliopsida; Brassicales; Brassicaceae.